GGGUCUGGGGGGCGGAACCAUCGGCGCAGGGCGGUGCUGUCGGGACGGCUGGUUUCCCCCUGGGCUGGGAGCCGGCGGUGACCGGUGGAGUGAGAUGCAAAGGCACUAGGAUCUUUGGCAUGAUUUUGUUUUGUGGAUCAUCAUCAGUCUUUGCUGCUUUGGAAGAAGAUGAUGUUGGCACAGGAGCUGGAACUAUUUCCGGGAUGCACUGUGACACUUCUGCUGUUUAAAGAUGUUAAAAAUGCUGCCGAGCUUCGAAAAAAAGCUGUGGAAGGAUCCAUAGAUGGGGCCUUAAUAAAUGCAUCAAUGAUAGUUGACCCAUUUCAGAUGCUCGUGGCAGCUAACAAAGCAGUUCAUUUAUACAAAUUGGCCAAAAUGAAGACUCGGAGUCUUUAUUCUGAGAUAAUAUUUAAUCUUUCUCCAACGAAUAAUAUUUCAGAUGCCUUCAGAAAAUUUGGUAUUUCAGAUGGCGACUCCUCUGUCCUCAUCGUUCUGGUGGAUGAUGGAGAGAAAAAAUCAAAGUUGGAAGAUAUCAUCAGUCAAGUAAAAGGACAACAGAUCUCUGUUCAAGAUAUCUCAACAAAAGCAGAUGUGGCCAAAAUUAAAAAGGUUUACAAAGUAACUCCUGCUGAAGAAAACGUUGGCGAUUUAUUGGAUGCAAUCAUUUGUCGGAUGAGUGCGAAAGAUAUUCUUUGACAGGGAAAGCCAGGUUGCUUUAGAGGAUUCUUCACAAAUAUCCUCCUGAAGUAGAGAAAAGUUGUGUUGUAUAAUAUUAAUAUUUUUUAUUGUAGAUUGAUACUGCAUCACGUUUGAGUUUAAAUUCAUAUGUGAAAAUAAAUUUAUAGUUGAAAAUUAAUACGUAAAUCCAGUAACUACAUGAGUAAUAUUGCAAUAAAGACCUAAGAUUACCGAA
Molecule: messenger RNA, 913 nt
Organism: Amblyraja radiata (thorny skate)
Lineage: Eukaryota; Metazoa; Chordata; Chondrichthyes; Rajiformes; Rajidae
Gene: tprkb
Product: Tp53rk binding protein
Exons: 5
Coding region: 169-696 (175 amino acids)
Biological process (GO): tRNA threonylcarbamoyladenosine modification
Cellular component (GO): cytosol; nucleus; EKC/KEOPS complex
Source: RefSeq, a predicted model, not a curated record